Molecule: messenger RNA, 471 nt
Organism: Arabis nemorensis
Lineage: Eukaryota; Viridiplantae; Streptophyta; Magnoliopsida; Brassicales; Brassicaceae
Source: the annotation of a GenBank genome assembly
AUGUCCAAGUUAUACUAUGAGCCCCUGAUCGACAAGAUUCGCACUCGUAUGAUUUCAUGGUCAAGCAAGUCUUUCUCCUUCGCUGGCCGCCUGCAACUUAUCCAAUCGGUCAUCGCUAGUAUUUCAAACUUUUGGUGCUCCGUGUUUAAACUUCCUAAGCGAUGCUUGGAGUCUAUUGAGAGGAUGUGCUUUGCGUUUUUGUGGUCUGGAUCACUACAUAGUGCCACAAAAUCAAAGGAUAUAGCAGCAAGCAAUCGUGGUUCGUGGAUAUGGAAAAAGCUUCUUAAGCUCCGACCUCUCGCAGCCACUUUCAUACAACACGAAAUCCAAAGCGGUAAAGACACAUUCUUUUGGUUUGAUGAUUGGCUUGGAAUAGGACCUCUCAUACGCAUCACUGGUGAUAUUGUGAUGGAGCGGAAGCUUCUAGGGAUAGAACUAGAUUCGUUGAUUCUGAGAAUACCUGGAAACUAG